AUGUAUGAUCCUUUACAAUGCAACCUCUGGACCAACCCUUGUUCGAAGUGGUUCCUCUUGGCGUUGCACCCAAUGUUUUAAACGACAGAUCAAAUGCGUGAUGCUGUCGUACUCGUGGUCGUCUCCUUUCCACAAUCGCGCCACCUGGGUUGUUUUCCGACGUUAGUCUCUUUCGCGUUUUGUACGGCAGGCGUGCCCCAUUGUUUCGGUUCUACCGGCCUUUCGGGUGCUCUAGGAACGAAUCCACGUUCGGGGCAAUGGCCAGGAAAUCUGUCCAGAAGCCCAUCUUGCAGUCUGUCUCGGAAACCCGGCGCUCCAGUUCCAACCUCAGGUACAUGCAGUGGGCGCGGAAAUCGUGCAGGGGUCGGUCAUUCAGUUUCUUCAGCUGCAUCCUCUCCUUUGCCGUAGCUACCUGCUUGGGAUGGUAGCCAAUGGUGAGGGGAUACAGCUUGUAGCCCGCACCAUCCAGCAGCUCUAGAAUCUCAACGGCCUUGUUGCAAAUGCUCGCAUCGGAUGAUCCGCCGACGCUUCCUGCCAUCAGGUCCAUGGCCUUGGGCCAGAAUUCGAACAGAAUGUGCUGGAAUUUGUGCCUCCGGAUCGAUUCGCUCAUGCCGGCAAAGACCGAUGGUUCGAAGCCUUGCGUGUCCACCUUGAUGGCGUAGACUUCGUCGAUCUUGGGUGCGGACUUGGAGGGUUGGGAAGUGUCUACAACCGAAACCGGCUGGAUCUUGUUGCGGUAGCUGCUGCUGUCCAGGACGACGUCGUCGAGCCUGACGGACGGGACGUGCACAAUGUCUCCAUCGGGGGCAUUUGCCUCCAUGCUGUACAUGUUCGCGUUCCCGACGUGGUCUCCCGUGCUUCCGCCUUUGCUGGUGUGAAAUUCCAGCGUCCCUCCCGUAACAUUUCCCGCGGCCACGUUGUACAGGUGGAGGUAAUCCUUAUACUCUUCCAGCUCGCGAUCGUUCCGGACCUGGCCGGUGAUCCUCUGGAAGGACGCUGGCGACGGCUCGAAGCAGUGGGCGUGGAUGUGGCGGAUCGCGGCCGCCUUGCACUGCUUGACACUGUGGACGCCAAUCUCCAUGGCCACCAGCGGCUUGUUCGACCCCUCCCCGGAGACGAUGGUCCUUCCGUGCUCGAGGAGAUCUAUCCACAAAUCGUCGGAGCCACGCUCGAGAUAGUCCGGGCGCAGGAGGGUUCGAUCGGGCGGGCGGGCACCCAUCUGCCGCGCAACCUUGGACCCUUCGUUCCUUUUUGCUUCGGGAAGCAAAGGUAUCUCUGGGGUGUCGGAAUGCGAAUUCCGUUGCACAACUAUCGCACCCAGUUCUUCCUGCUGCCGCGAGAGGGAGAAAGAAUGAGAAACGGCGUACGCCACCCACGUGAUCAUGCCCAGAGAAGCGACCUUGUGGCAGGCAUCCCUGGUGUUUCUCGCCCAAAACCAGGAUUGGUUCCUCACCCGCUUGGACGAUCCGAAUUUCAUUGUCGACGUUCUGUUUUCGCGGUCGGUUUUCUGAAUAUAUAGUGUUUCCCUCGUUUGGUUGGAAAUUGGUCCUGUUGAUUCGAUACGAUCCUUGUACCAGGGGUCAUACCCCUGCCUUGUACGAUGUACAGUACGUACUGUACUGAAGGGGUCAUAAUGACCACUGCUGUACGAUGCAAUGAGGGGUACGAGUACUCGUACUCGUGACUCAGGCCCACAAUGGCCCACAAUGCAACUAAAAAUGCAAAAUACAA
Molecule: messenger RNA, 1731 nt
Organism: Pseudo-nitzschia multistriata
Lineage: Eukaryota; Bacillariophyta; Bacillariophyceae; Bacillariales; Bacillariaceae
Source: the annotation of a GenBank genome assembly